GCAUGUAAGUGGCACGCCGCAUCGUCCCUCUCGUCUCGGCUUGGUCCGCAAGAAGAACAACACCGCGAGAGUAAAAGCACCCCCUCCUCUUCGUCUCGGCUUUCGGAGCUCUCGAUACUUUAGCCGCGAUUCGGAGGGAAACCCUAGCUAGCUCCCGCUCUCGAUCCCGCGCCCGCCACCGCACUCGGCAAGAUGUUCCUCACGAGGACGGAGUACGACCGCGGGGUGAACACCUUCUCCCCGGAGGGGCGGUUGUUCCAGGUCGAGUACGCCAUUGAGGCCAUCAAGUUGGGGUCAACUGCGAUCGGGUUGAAGACCAAGGAUGGUGUUGUCCUUGCUGUAGAGAAACGUGUGACCUCGCCACUGCUGGAACCAAGCAGUGUGGAGAAAAUCAUGGAAAUUGACGAGCACAUAGGCUGUGCCAUGAGUGGCCUUAUUGCUGAUGCUAGAACAUUGGUUGAGCAUGCUCGUGUUGAAACCCAGAAUCAUAGGUUCUCAUAUGGGGAGCCAAUGACAGUAGAAUCUACUACACAAGCUAUCUGUGACUUAGCUCUGCGUUUUGGUGAAGGUGAUGAAGAGUCGAUGUCACGACCAUUUGGUGUCUCUCUCCUUAUUGCUGGUCAUGAUGAGAAUGGACCCAGCUUGUACUACACUGACCCAUCAGGAACCUUUUGGCAGUGCAAUGCCAAGGCAAUUGGAUCAGGUUCUGAAGGAGCUGAUAGCUCAUUACAGGAGCAGUACAAUAAGGAGUUGACCCUUCAGGAGGCUGAGACCAUAGCCCUGUCUAUCUUGAAGCAGGUUAUGGAAGAAAAGGUUACUCCAAACAACGUCGAUAUCGCAAAGGUUUCUCCCAACUACCACCUCUACACCCCUGCAGAGGUUGAAGCUGUCAUUGCACGGUUGUGAGAAGAUUGCCAUCGCGUGUUAUUUUAAUCAGCCCUAAGACAGCCUCUGUAUGAACUUCCUAAAUGGAUUAUCAGUCCAUUGUUUGCUAUGGCUGUCAUGUUAUGUUAACAAGAUAGUGGCUGCUAGAGUUUAUUACUGGCUCUAAUAGUCUGGUGUGCAGCCCAGUCAUUUGCUUGUUUUCAGCAGUGUUGAGACCAUGUACUAUCAAAAAGAGAACGACAAUCCUUUCCAAGAUUUGGUUGCAACAUUUCGACAGUCAUCU
Molecule: messenger RNA, 1168 nt
Organism: Oryza sativa Japonica Group (Japanese rice)
Lineage: Eukaryota; Viridiplantae; Streptophyta; Magnoliopsida; Poales; Poaceae
Source: RefSeq, a predicted model, not a curated record